This is a messenger RNA of Plasmodium inui San Antonio 1, 1263 nucleotides long. Its product is annotated as 26S protease regulatory subunit 7. Gene Ontology annotation, biological process: proteasome-mediated ubiquitin-dependent protein catabolic process. The coding region runs from base 1 to 1263 and encodes 420 amino acids. Lineage: Eukaryota; Apicomplexa; Aconoidasida; Haemosporida; Plasmodiidae. Gene Ontology annotation, cellular component: proteasome regulatory particle, base subcomplex. The record is from RefSeq and is a predicted model, not a curated record. Gene Ontology annotation, molecular function: ATP hydrolysis activity; ATP binding; proteasome-activating activity. The transcript is spliced from 2 exons.
AUGGAUGAGGACGCACCCAAACAGUCCAAACCCCUGGAUGACGAAGAUAUAAACAUCUUGAAAUCUUACGGAUCUGGACCGUAUUCAAAAAGCAUCAAGAAGGUUGAAUCCGACAUAAGCGGGUUAGUAACUAGCAUUAACAAGCUCUGCGGAGUGAGAGAAAGUGACACAGGAUUAUGUCUACCGAACCAAUGGGACCUACAGUUAGAUAAACAGAUGAUGAAUGAAGAACAACCACUCCAAGUAGCUAGAUGUACAAAAAUUAUCAAUGCAGACACAGACCAAACAAAGUACAUUAUUAACGUUAAACAGAUAGCGAAAUUCGUGGUAGGGUUAGGAGAUAAGGUUGCACCAAGUGAUAUAGAAGAAGGGAUGAGAGUAGGGGUAGAUAGAACCAAAUACAAAAUUCAAAUUCUGCUACCUCCAAAGAUAGAUCCUACAGUCACUAUGAUGACAGUGGAAGAGAAGCCAGAUAUUACCUACAACGAUAUUGGGGGGUGUAAAGAACAGUUAGAAAAGUUAAGAGAAGUGGUAGAAAUGCCUUUGCUACAACCAGAAAGAUUUGUAACAUUAGGAAUAGAUCCCCCUAAAGGGGUUCUACUGUAUGGUCCCCCAGGUACGGGGAAGACCCUAACUGCUAGAGCUAUCGCCAAUCGAACAGAUGCUUGUUUCAUAUGUGUUAUUGGUUCCGAACUUGUGCAGAAAUAUGUUGGUGAAGGUGCUAGAAUGGUGAGAGAAUUAUUUCAAAUGGCUAAGUCGAAAAAAGCAUGUAUCCUAUUUAUUGAUGAAGUAGAUGCAAUAGGAGGUUCUAGAGGAGAUGAAAGUGCACAUGGGGAUCAUGAAGUACAAAGAACCAUGUUAGAAAUUGUAAAUCAGCUAGAUGGAUUCGAUAACAGAGGUAAUAUCAAAGUACUAAUGGCUACGAAUAGGCCCGACACGUUAGAUAGUGCAUUAGUUCGACCUGGUAGAAUCGAUAGAAAGAUAGAAUUCAGUUUACCUGACCUUGAAGGUAGAACCCAUAUUUUUAAGAUUCACGCGAAUACUAUGAAUAUGAGCAGAGAUGUUCGAUUUGAGCUGCUGGCUAGACUAUGCCCCAACAGCACUGGCUCUGAUAUUAGAAGUGUCUGCACGGAGGCAGGUAUGUUUGCCAUCAGAGCCAGAAGAAAAACCAUCACCGAGAAGGACCUUUUGCUCGCAAUAAACAAAGUUAUACAUGGUUGCAAGCAAUUUUCGGCCACGGGAAAAUAUAUGGUGUACAAUUAG